Molecule: messenger RNA, 908 nt
Organism: Cuscuta campestris
Lineage: Eukaryota; Viridiplantae; Streptophyta; Magnoliopsida; Solanales; Convolvulaceae
Source: the annotation of a GenBank genome assembly
AGUAUAAAAACAAAAUAAAAAGGGUGACACUUCAAUUGUUACCUACUCCUUACGUACGGUAUAAUACAAUCCAAAAAAAAUACGAAAUUCAUUUCCCCGCAACCGACGGCGGCAGCUUCCUCAUGAGUAUUCGCCCUGCUUUUCACGGCGGCGCCGGAUCGUCGAAUUCACCGCCUUCUACUCCUCCGCCCAGCGCCGCCCCGCCGCGAAUCGGAGACUUCGAUCCGGACUUCGUCGUCAUCCUCGCCGCUCUUCUCUGCGCAGUAAUUUGCGCCCUCGCCUUAGCCGCCCUCGCUCACUGCGCCUGGAUCCGCCGGAUCUCUGGCCGAGACGCCGCCGCAUCGCCGCCGCAUGCCAACAAGGGACUGAAGAAGAAGAUCCUCAAGUCGCUCCCCAAGGUCCGCUUCUCGCCGGAGCUCGCCGCCGAAUUCUCCGAGUGCGCCAUUUGCCUGGCGGAUUUCGCCGCCGGAGACGAGCUCCGGGUGCUCCCGCAGUGCGGUCACGGGUUCCACGCCGGAUGUGUCGACACCUGGCUCGGAUCUCACUCUUCGUGUCCGUCUUGCCGACAGCUCCUGGUGCCGCCCCGGUGCCAGAAGGGCGGCGAAUCGCCGGCGGCGACAUGUUCGCCUGUCGAUUACUUAGCCGACACCAGAUUUGCUCCCAAUAGUGUUUAUCACUCUUCGAUCUGAUUGGGUUUGAUCCAAUGUUGGACUAAUGAAGAGCCCUACUUGCAUGCAUGUUGGCAAUUCAAAUUGCUUCUUGGUGUUGUGUUUUUGACAUCACUUGAUUAGCUUUUGGAUGUUGACAUUGUAAAUCAUAUUUUGGCAUUUGACAUUAAUUUUGAUUUUAUGCAGUGUGGCGUAUAUAUAUAGUUGGGACUUGGGGUUUGGUACUAUACUACUAUGGGA